Molecule: messenger RNA, 930 nt
Organism: Clupea harengus (Atlantic herring)
Lineage: Eukaryota; Metazoa; Chordata; Actinopteri; Clupeiformes; Clupeidae
Product: hatching enzyme 1.2-like
Biological process (GO): proteolysis
Molecular function (GO): metalloendopeptidase activity; zinc ion binding
Source: RefSeq, a predicted model, not a curated record
AGGCCCAUGGCAUGAAGGUCCCUCACACAUCGAGCUUGGGCCAAGGAACAAUCCGGAACAACUUCCACACCCAGACACCGAAGCAGCAUGGAGCUCAGAGUUUCCCUCUCCCUUCUUGUGCUGUUGCUGGGCCUGUGUGAGGCUAUGCCCUUCAUGAGUGGUGUUGACUAUGACAUUUUCACACACGAACCAGAGGAUACGGACUUAACAACCCAGAUUCUGACCGCUAACAAAGACUCUGAGGAGCUUCUGGUAGAAGGAGAUGUUGCUGUUCAGCUACAAAGAAAUGCAGUGUCCUGCUUCUUCUGCAAAUGGAAGAAAUCUGCCAACGGGCUUGUUGAAGUUCCUAUGACUAUAAGCCCUGAUUUCUCCUUCUAUGACAGGAUGAAAAUUGAAAAGGCCAUGCUGACCUUCCAUGAACAAACCUGCGUCCGCUUUGUUCCUCGCUCAACAGAGGUCGACUACCUCAGCCUAGAGAACGGACGCGGAUGCCACUCGUACAUCGGGAGAGCGGGAGGCAUGCAGGUGGUGUCCCUCAACAGGUACUACUGCGUUUACAACAGCAUCAUUCAGCACGAGCUCAACCAUGCACUGGGCUUCUACCACGAGCACACCAGGGCGGAUAGAGACCAGUAUGUGAAAAUCCACUGGGAAUACAUCGACCCAGAAAGUAAAUACAACUUUAACAAACAAUUUGGCAACACCCUGGGUACUCCCUAUGAAUACUCUUCUGUGAUGCAUUAUGGGAGAACUGCUUUCUCCAACCAGAAUGGAAAGUCAGCAAUCACUACCAUCCCCGACCCGACUGUCUCCAUUGGACAAGCACAGGGUCUCUCCACCACUGACAUCCUGAGGAUCAACAAACUGUAUGGAUGCUGUAAGUAUGCAUGUAUGAUGGAUGCUGAAGUAUGCAUGUAUGACGGAUGCUGA